Molecule: messenger RNA, 3126 nt
Organism: Scleropages formosus (Asian bonytongue)
Lineage: Eukaryota; Metazoa; Chordata; Actinopteri; Osteoglossiformes; Osteoglossidae
Gene: ggcta
Product: gamma-glutamylcyclotransferase a
Exons: 4
Coding region: 556-1077 (173 amino acids)
Molecular function (GO): gamma-glutamylcyclotransferase activity
Source: RefSeq, a predicted model, not a curated record
GUUCGGUUCUGCUGUUCUGUACCCCACACGAGGGGCUCGAGACACCUGACCCGUAUCAUGAUGCGCGCCCCCCCAUCAUCUCCAGGCACGUCGCGUUUUUAUGACGCUACUAGCCGUUUUCUAAAUAUAGAAAACUUCCCAAAAGGUGUAAAAAUUAUGAAAUAAUUCAGUUUCUGCUAUUACGAUGAGUUUCGCUGCAACCCGCGUCUAAAAACACAUCUUUUUGUCCUCAGACAGUAACUGCAGUGGGGAAUGAGCCCCGCCACGAGGCUGUUCCCCAGCCCUUCCCCUGGGCUCUGAUCCCUCCCUCCACGCGUUUCCUACCCCCAGGUCCUACCCUCAGGGAUUAUGACCCCUCGCCUAGGCUGCAGGUUGCUCCGCACUAGCGAACGGCUAUAUUUACCUGCUACCUUGUCUUCGUAGAAUCCGGCCGCGUCAGAAAUUCACCUCAAACUGGACGUCUUGGUUAUUAAUAUUAAUUAUUAUGCUGCCUUAUCUGUCUGAAGAUCACAAUUAGUAUUUAUUUUUCGCGUGUAAACUAACGAGUUAACGGACAUGUCCUCCGAGGGGCACUUUCUUUACUUCGCCUUCGGCAGUAACUUGCUACGAGAGCGGCUGCGGCUCCUCAACCCUUCGGCGGAGUACCACUGCACGGCCAAAUUACAGGAUUACAGCCUUAGAUUCGGCCAUUGGGGGGCGCAGUGGAACAGCAGGUGGCAUGGCGGUGUGGCAACUAUAGAAGAGCUCAAAGAAGCCCACGUGUGGGGGGUCGUGUGGAAAAUUAGCAAUGACGACCUUCCCUCUUUAGAUGAACAGGAGGGCGUCCCCAGUGGCAUAUACCGCCCCUUGGAGGUAUCCGUGGAAACGGAGGGAGGGCAGCUCCGCUGUCGGACAUACCAGCUGAAAACUUUUGAGUGCAGCCUUCCAUCCCCUCCGUACAAAAAGGUCCUGUGCCUUGGAGCCCAUCAGAACUGCUUGCCUCCCGAAUACAUCCAGAGCCUGGAGGCACUGAAGACCAACGGCUAUGCUGGACCCUCACUCUUAGACGACAUCAAAUGGUCGGUGAAGGAAGCCUGAGGGAGGCAGCAGGCAACCUGCAUGAUGCGAUGUAUAAUAAGUCCAUGUUCAGCGUAUGUGAUGGUUGAAUGUUCAUCCAUGUUCCUAAAGAACAGUUUCUUGUACAUUUUUCCCCCCCCAGUUAGCUGAUGCUUUUCUCCAGAGUGACAAUCAUUUACAUUGUAUAAUACAAGUUUACUGCCUCAAUUCAGGGCAAGUACAUCUCCCCCAGAACUACAGCAGGAGGUGGGAUUCAAAUCUGUGACCAAGUCCAGAAGUAGCGCUAACCACAAUGCCACCUGCUAAGUCUGUUGCCCAUCUGUAUAGCAGAGCACUGUCAAUGUAAUAGUGUAUCUAGCACUAAGUCACCUUGGACAAAGCCAAUGAGCAAUGGUUUACAUUUAUAAAUAUGAUUUGAUGGGUAGUAGAGGCAGCCAAUGGGAAGAAGUCAUCUGCACUUUCAGGUCAAAUGCUACUAUUAUUGUGCACCUAGUGAGUGACUGUUCAUAUGCAAAAUGAGUCAUGCAAAUGUAUAUUAAUAUUCCAAAUAAGUUUGCACAUCUCAGCAAGAAAUUCUCCUCCUAGCAGCAUUUUAUACAUCUGAUUAGAGAGAGAUCCUCACCUUCCAGGUGGUAUGUCCAUCCUCCUGUGAAGAACUUGUAUCACACUGGACAACUCACUUGUCACCUAUUUCAUUGGUUAAGAGGAAGUAACAGACUCAUGUUUCUGCUUCCCUCAACACACUGAUGUCAUAAUCCAGUCUUGCAGAUACAUCCUGAAUAACAUCCACAGGAUCCACCUUUCUCUACAAACUCUACACAGCUCCUGGUCCAGGUAAUGUCUUGCCCGGACUACUGCAACUCCUCCUGUCUGGUAUUCCGGCCUUUGCCAUCAAAGCUCUCCAGGUGAUACAUAACACUACCGCAGGAGUCGUGCUUGACCUGUCAAAGUGUUCCCAUGCACCCCCAAAAUCUCUAUGGGUUUCUUACAACUGCCCCGAUCAAGUUUAACACGCUGGUUAUAGCCUACAACACCAUCAGUGGAUCUACUCCCCAAUAUCUAUAGAACAAGGUGUGCUUACAUAACUUAGGAGAUUCAAAGAAGGGGAAGGCUACCUGAAAUUUGUUAGUGAAACAGGCAAAGCUGCAGACAGAACUCCAGCACUGAAGCUUACAAAACUCAAAAGUACAAAGCAGAGUUUUGUUUACAUUUAUUUUCAAGGUACAUAUGUGUAUGGGCACUGAAGUCUUAUUGCCUCAGUUGUAAAGUGUACAAAGCAGAAAACAUAGAACAAUGAUUUUAUCAAUGAACUUUGCAUACAGAUCUAAUGCAGCUUACUUAUUGGAUGUUUUAGCAGUUAACACUCCAGCUUCAGGAAAAUACCUGGUGUUACUGCUGCUCCUCCUCACACUGCUGUCCAGCUCACUGUGUCCACUUUAUACCAACAACACAAACUGUCCAGGUUUCCUGCAGUAUCCUUUAUAAUCUAAUUUUCACAAAUUUAUUGCAUAUUCUGUGCAGAACGUUUAAUUACGAUCAUUUAGUAGCAGCAAUUCUGGAGAGAACAAUAGACCUUCCAACACUUAACAUUAUAAUUUAAACCAUGUUUCAAGUAAUUAGGAUAUGGGUGGAACUUAAUUUGAUUAAAGAUUUUGGCUCAUUUUAAAUUUUAAACAUUGUUAAAACAUCACUGAAAGUUGCACAUUGUCCCAUUAACCUAUUACAGCUCAGAGGCAGAUACUGAAAAUACUAUAGACUAGAAAAACAUUUCCCUUCAAUCUAUAGAGGCAGCCAUUGACAAGCAUUUGUGCACACAAGCAAUUUCCACUGUACCUUGUUGGUUUUAUUAAGGCUCUGGUAUGUGUUGUGUCCUAAAUAGCUACCGGUACAUGUUGCAAAAGGUCCACAUGGACACCCGUGUUCCCAGAUGUAGCUAAUGGUCCACAUUCAGAGAACUACUGGACUUUUUGGUCGCCACAUGAUGUCGCUGCUGUGGACUUUAACCAAGAAAAUUCUUGUAAUGUGAGAGGGAGAGAGGAAAAAGGGAAAAAAAAAAAAAAAAAAAAAAAA